Molecule: messenger RNA, 2568 nt
Organism: Anolis carolinensis (green anole)
Lineage: Eukaryota; Metazoa; Chordata; Lepidosauria; Squamata; Anolidae
Exons: 2
Coding region: 183-1979 (598 amino acids)
Source: RefSeq, a predicted model, not a curated record
ACCAUAUUGGCCUCAGAGUUUUUGAGAAGACAGUAUCUGAAGAAUUAUGUUGUACAAUUAUAAAGCAAAAAAGAUCAUACAGUACAAAUUUUUCCAGUAAGGAAUGGCACAUCCUUCACAAUUUAGCUAAUGACAAAGAUCUGGUUUGGAAGCCAGCUGAUAAAGGUGGAGCCAUAGUAUUAAUGAACCGCACUGAUUAUAUGGAUGAGAUCCAUAGACAAUUAUCUGUAAGAGAACAUUAUCUCAAUAUAGAACGGGACCCUACACACCAUAUCCAGUCAAUUAUAAGAACGGUGACAUUGGAAGGGCUGGCACUUGGAUAUAUAUCAGAGGAUGUAUAUAAAUUUCUACAUACACCAUGGCCCAGAAUCCCUGUACUAUAUACUCUACCCAAAAUACAUAAAAACAUUAGACCGGUACCUGGCCGUCCUAUUGUAUCCGGAUCGGGCUCAGUCUUAGAACCACUAGCUAAAUUUGUGGACCACUAUUUACAACCUUUUGUGAAACAGACUUCUUCCUAUGUUAGAGAUACAAAACAUUUUAUUAACAUUAUUGAAUCCUUGGUGAUCCCAACAGAUGCAGUCCUGAUGUCUGUAGAUGUAAUAUCACUGUAUACCAAUAUUCCGUUAGAGGAGGCACGAUAUAUAUGUGAAUCAACCUUGAACAGGAGGCCUAAUCACCACCCUCCCACCUUUUUUUUGUUGGAUCUUCUUGAUAUUAUUCUUGAAAAAAAUUACUUCAAGUUUGAUGAAAAAUACUAUUUCCAAAUACAAGGUGUAGCCAUGGGCAGUCCUGUCGCGCCAGCGAUAGCCAAUUUAUUCAUGGAUAAUUUGGAGAAUGAAACUAUCUUGAAUCACACAAAGAACCCUGUAGCGGACGGCAUUAUCAAAUAUUGUAGAUUUAUUGAUGAUAUCUUUAUCAUUGUUAAUUCACAUCAGGAGGCAGUAACGUUAUUAUCCUGGAUCAAUACAAUUCACCUCAAAAUUAAAUUUACAGGAAACAUCAGUUCUACAUCCUUGAUUUUUCUAGAUGUCGUGGUUACAAAGGAAAAUGAUCGAUUGAAAGUGAGUAACCACCGAAAAACCACUGAUAGAAACUCCUUGUUACAUUACAACAGUUACCAUCAUUGGGCAUUAAAAAAUAAUUUACCCUUUACACAGAUGCUCAGGAUUAAACGCAACUCCUCUACCCUACAGGACUUCAAUCAGGAAAUGGAAGAGACAAAAAGCAGGUUCAGAAAUCGAGGUUACCCAGAGUCCAUAAUACAAUCAGCCUACUCGAAGGUUGCCAGUAUUCCUAGAUCUAAACUCCUAGAGGACAAAAUUAGACCAGGAGUAGACAGAUUGAUAUGGCCACUCACACUUACAAGUUUGUCCAAUCUAGCCAUCAAAACUGUUAAAAAGUACUGGAACUUAAUAAGAGACAUCCCUGGAUGUGAUAGACCCCCUUUGGUAGCAUAUAAAAGAACAAGGAAUAUUGGGGAUAUAUUGGUACAUUCAAACAUAACCAAUAGGCCCCGGACUGUAAAAUCUAAUCUGGUGGGCAACUAUCGCUGCCAUCAUUGUUCAGUAUGCAGCCAAUUGAUAGAGACCAAAAUCUUGACACACCAACAUCUAUCAUUCGAAUUUAAAUUUCCCCAUUUUGCCACCUGUACAACCAAAGGGGUUAUUUACAUGAUAAUUUGUGAUUGUAAUUUAUCAUAUGUGGGGCAGACUCGUCGAGAAGUUAAGAGCAGAAUUAUAGAGCACAGGAGCAAAAUACGAAAUCAUGUCAGAGAAUCCAUACUGUACAAACAUUUCUGUGAUCUACAGCAUAGUCCUGAAUCAUUCAAAUACCACAUACUAGAAGUAGUAUCACAAUCCAAACAUAUGGACUUCAAUAAUAAACUUUUGCAAAGGGAAACAUAUUGGAUUUUCAGAUUACGGACAGAACAUCCACAGGGCUUAAAUGAACAAAAUUCAUACAGUUGUUAUAUAUAGAACCUUAGCAUACUAUAAAUCCCUAAUUGAAUACACCCAAUACAAUAAGGGUACUCAUAGCACCAUCUGGUGGUAUUUCUUCUAUAUCUUCAUAUAAACCUUUCUGUUUCUUUAACAUCUUCCCCUUUAAAUUGAGGCAACCCCUUGAUGCUUUUCAUACUCGCAAUUAGAACCUAACACACAGCAGAGUAUCCCGUGAGUAUAUACUGUUUUAGAAAUAUACAAUUUGUUUAAAAACAAAUUUUUCGAUGUUUGUAACUCUUUAAUGCUUAUGGCCACUCCUUGUUCCUUUGACCUAGAUUCCACUGUAAAAAACAGGUAUCUCUAAGGAGAACAAGUGUUAAAUUUGGAACUAUACCACCAGAGGAAGGCCUGAUGCAGGGCCGAAACCGGUCGUGGCGAACUUACUCUUCUCGGCAAUAGAAUAUACAACGCCGAUUGCACUUCAAUGUAUAUUGGACUAUCCAUUUGAGGCUGCUUGUUAUUACUGUGAAUUUAACGCCGACUGCAUUUCUAUGUAUAUGGGACAAUCCAUUUGAUGGUGUUCGAUAUUACUGUGAAUUUAAACAGUAUAUUAAUUUGCCAGAUA